Messenger RNA from Symbiodinium sp. CCMP2592, 1131 nucleotides. Lineage: Eukaryota; Dinophyceae; Suessiales; Symbiodiniaceae. The record is from the annotation of a GenBank genome assembly.
AUGUUCACGCCAGUGGAGUCCGCCAUCGGCGGCAUGCUUAUUGGGCUCUCAGCUGCGAUCUCCUACUUGGUGGAUGGCAGGAUUGCUGGAGUUGCCGGCAUCCUUGGCCCUUUCCUUCGUGGAGUGACUCAGUGCCAGCCACUGAAGGAUGGCCAGCUGUGGAAGAUACUUUUUCUGCUUGGCUUAGUUCUGGGAGGCAUGAUUGCCAUGGCCUGCAAUCACGACUUCUCAUUUCCUCAAGCAGCGCCCUUCCAUGUCGUCCGUUAUAUUGCAGCAGCGAUUUUUGUCGGGAUGGGCACGCGUAUAGGAAAAGGCUGUACUAGUGGACAUGGUAUCUGCGGACUUCCCAGAUUCUCAUCAAGGAGUUGGGUUGCGGUGCCGACAUUUAUGGGUUGUGCGAUAGGUACAGUUGCCCUCACACGGCAUGCUUUCAAGUGGGACCAGCCCGGACCAUGGGCACUUGCUGAGCUGCAGUGGCCUCCCAAGUGGGAGUUUCCCGUUGCUUCCUUGGUGGCCUGUGUUUUGCUGACGGGUCUUAUGAUCCUCCUUCCGAUGCCUAUUCGCAGCUAUGCUUCACCGACGCUUGCGGGGAUCAUCUUCGGUGUCGGUUUGGGCUGCGCAGGCAUGACAAGCCAAGCGAAGGUCUUGGACUUCUUGGAUUUCGGUGGCACCUGGGACCCAUCACUGGCUUUCGUGAUGGGCUGUGGCAUCCUGGUGAGCGGCCCAGCCUUCCUUUACGCAGAGCGAGAGGCCAGCAAGCCCCUUUGUAGCGACUGCAGCUACGAGAAGCCCCCAAAGCAUGGCAACUAUCCACAGUUGAUCUUUGGAGCCAGCCUCUUCGGGCUGGGCUGGGGCCUGAUCGGGAUCUGCCCGGGGCCGGCGAUUGCUGGCGUCGUUCCUUAUCUCGUGGAUGGUGACGGCCCAGGCUUCUCCUUUGCCUUCUCGUUUCUGGUGAUCUGCAUUACGUGGUUGAUCACUGAUCGAGUGGUUGUGAAGCUGGAGAAGGCAGCAGCCGCGCAGGCGCUGCCCACGGCUGCGCAGCCAGCUCCAGACGGGAAGGUCGAGGACGUUCCUGACGUGAAGCAGGAGACGGAGGAUGAGGAAAACGUGGUUUAUGAAGCGCAGAUCUGA